CGAUGCCGUCGUCAUACAAUCAAGCUACGUCACACUAAGCGGUUUUUAACUUUAUAACCGUUAAUGAAAUGUUGGGUGAUUUUCUGAAAAUUCAGUAGAAAUGUCAAAUUAUUUCUCAACGGAUCUUUCAAGACACUUCUAGUCGCGGGAGAACACAAAAAGAUCCAAAAGACGGGCCCGUUACACCAAGUUGAUACACCCUACGAAGUGGCAACACUAGGUAUGGGAUGCUACUGGGGCAGCGAUUCUUUGUUUGGAGCCACGAAGGGUAUCCUAAGGACCCGUGUAGGUUAUGCUGGAGGGACUACUGGUGCUCCUCAAGGAAAAAAUAUAGGUGACAACGUUGAGGUGAUCGAACUUCACUAUGACCCUUCGGUAAUCAGCUAUUCGAAACUGCUCGAUAUCUUUUGGAAGAAUCACGAAUAUCUUGCCUCUGCCAGACUCAAGCGGGAAUACAUGAGUAUGAUAAUGUAUCAUUCCGAAGAUCAGCGGAAGCUAGCCGAGGAAAGUAAAAUCACACAACAGAAAAAGGAAGCAGACGAUCAAGUAGUUACAGAAAUUGUUCCUUCGUCGGAAUUCUACCCGGCUCAAGACCACAAUCAAAAAUACCGUUUGCAAGGUCAUGUCGAUUUGGCAAAAACCUUGAACCUGACGACGGACUUGCUGCAAACAUCCCACGUAGCAGCUCGCUUGAAUGGAUUUCUCGGCGGAGCCGGUUCUCUCGAACUGUUUGAGCUGGAAUCUCAGCACCUAAACCUAUCACCGGAGCAGAUUCAGUAUGUGAAAAACUUUCUCAUCGAGAAUCCUGACAUGGGAAUUUCCUGCUGAGCUGAUAAGUUUAUGAUAACUCUGCACCGAUGCACUUACCGAAAUAUAAAUAAUGACUUAUCAAA
Uranotaenia lowii is the source of this 893-nucleotide messenger RNA. Its product is annotated as peptide methionine sulfoxide reductase-like. The transcript is spliced from 4 exons. NCBI's taxonomy places the organism in Eukaryota, Metazoa, Arthropoda, Insecta, Diptera, Culicidae. Gene Ontology annotation, biological process: cellular response to oxidative stress. The record is from RefSeq and is a predicted model, not a curated record. Gene Ontology annotation, molecular function: peptide-methionine (S)-S-oxide reductase activity. Bases 223 to 828 code for a protein of 201 amino acids. Gene Ontology annotation, cellular component: cytoplasm.